Echinococcus granulosus is the source of this 1200-nucleotide messenger RNA. RefSeq lists its product as hypothetical. Lineage: Eukaryota; Metazoa; Platyhelminthes; Cestoda; Cyclophyllidea; Taeniidae. The record is from RefSeq and is a predicted model, not a curated record. The transcript has 10 exons. The coding region runs from base 1 to 1200 and encodes 399 amino acids.
AUGGAACGCAACACAACUAAAACCUGUGAAGGGCAUAAUGGGAAUGGAGAAGAACUAGUCAAUACAACCUCUGGGAUAAAGGAGGGUCCAGUUCUUACAAAGUUAUUUGCUUCACCCACACUUCACUCUGAUCAUCAUUCAGUGGAAACCUGUGGAUUUGAAACUCCACAAAGGGCGUUAGAAAUAGACGCACAAAUCGGCCCGAUUAAAGAUGGCACAAGGAUAAUCAGAGGUCCGAUAAACAGCAGCUAUACGCUCCAAUCUGUUCUACCUGAUGUGUAUAAGGCUGUUAUUAUUAACAAUCGCAGCUUCCCAAUAACAAAUGGCGUUCGCACAACCAGCUACUUCACCUGCACAUAUAUUCAAGGUAGGUGCUCCAAAAUUCUUUAUUUCUUCUCUAUGUAUUUCAAAGUACCAGUAAAAUUUUUUGCAUUAAAAGAUCCUUUCAUAAAUUAUUAUAGUGCGGCCAUAUCAUGCGGUGGUGACACUGACAGGAAAAAUUUCGGAAGAUUUAAGCUGGAUUACUAUUAUACCACAAAGGGAGUCCGUGGUUUGAUUCCGAAUCCAAAUCAGCCAUUUUUCAUUGAUGCUCUCAACAUGACAGAAGCCAAGCUUACUUGUACAUUCAAUGGAACUGGAACACCGAUAUGCAGGUUUUGGUUUUUAAUUAGUGCCGCCACGAUUGUCGCAACAAAAUACGUUUCUCCAGUAUACGUACUAAAUGCCUCUAAGCCGGCGAAUUAUACGGAUGAUUACCCAGAAAUCGUCACAUUUGGUUUGUUUUUACUGUUUCUAUUAUUUUCUUUUUCGAUAUUUUUUUCAAUAGAAGAAAAUGGCAUGGAAAUGAGUCCGGGUAGUUUGAGCCACAAGAUGACAUGCACUACAGUUCCUCCUGGGAGCGGUGAGUUGUUUGUUAUUAUUCUAUGCUUUUUCAAUUGCCUUAAAGUCUGCAAUUCGUCGCUUUUAUCUGCUUUAGCUCCAAAGCUUCCUGUGUUUUGGCCCGUUGUGAUGUGUGCAUCUAUUAACUUGUCACCUAAAAGAUAUAAACAAAAGGUUUUAGAAGAAUCUGUCAUAUUUUACUUACCAAUAAAUUGUCGACUUCUGCUAUAUUCUAUUUUAAUAUUGCAAACAAAACAGCAGCUUGCUUAUAUUUCUACAUAUUUUGAUUUCAGGUUAUCUUCUUACUCUUACGAUAUUUGA